AGUAGGAGCUUUGUUUGCUGUACGGACGGCGGAGUGCGGUAAAACACUUCUUAUCGAGUUGUUGCGCAACCUCAACCACGUAAAUUGCUUCUUGAUUUGGGUCGGGACUAUUUCCUUUUCCAGAAGUAAUCAAUAGACGAAAAUCAUCAUCAGCUGCUACUUGAGAUUUGUGGCCAUUGUAGCAUCGACACAGGAACAAGGGUUGUUCACGACCCUUCCUUGGUGAUUCCGUUAGCAGGGCGCCAAUCUUCAUCAGCCGCACGACCAUUUUUGUUCGGAGCCUGCUAUUAAAGAGGAGCACGACGACCACCACCUGUGACGAGUUCGGGCCCAACAAGCUAUCUCCGCACAGAUGACGACCGUGGAGGCACCAGGUUGUACAACAAUUACGCCAGCUGGAGGGGCAGAAGCUGCAGCGGCAGCAUCAACAUGCGCGGCAAGAUCCACCUUGGAUCAUCAUGUUCGACGACGAGCAGAUGAAAUGCAAACAGAGUGGUCACGACAUCAAUACCAAAAACGCCGGCGUGGUCUCAAGAAGCCGAAGCAAUGCGGCAUCUUCUUCGUCCUCGGGCGGGUCGUCUGGAAAUGUCGAAGAGGAGGUGGACACAAGUACUUCCGGCGACGUCCACAGAGAAAUUUCCUCCGAAACUAACAAGCAAGCCGCGAGCGUCGCUGGUGAUGCGACUGCGAGUAGCAGCUGUGCAACUUCUGGUACCGAAGAAGACGAGGAGAAUCAGGAUGGUCGUGUUGAGAAGCUGCACGAUGAAGGCACAGAGAAAACGACGCACCAGGACCCGCACAACUGCCAGAAUUCUUCGACUAUGUUGAACUUGAAAACUUCUACAUCGGACACUGUCACUGACCAGCAGCACGACCCACACCAGAACACCAUCAACCAGAAAACGAAAACUGGCAAGCGCAGCUCUUACACGAGCCGCCGCGCGUCCUCCUGUCCCUCCCCCGUUACCGUUUCCUCGCCGGGUAGUGAUGACGCGAAUGAAAUCUUGCACCACCUGCGCCGGAACUCCACGACGCAGUGUGCCGUAGGUUCUCCCUCCACUAGCAAAAAUCUCGAGGCGCAGCUAUCAUCGCCGCUGCAAACAGAUAAGCAACAUGACGUGGGUUUUCUUUCCGAGCAGAAGCGGCGGUCCUCGUCGCUCUUAUCCCGUUCCUUCGCACGAAAAAGCUGCAACCUGUACAACGCAAACGUACAACAGCUGCAGCAGCAGAAUCGCAGGCGGUCCAGCUAUCUAGCUGCUAGUACCGGGGGUGCUGGAAGUUGUAGUAGUCCACUCGGAGCUACUGCCAGUGCCGGAGGUGGUUCUCCCAGCGCAACGUCCUGUGGUGGAGCUGCAGUGGCUUUUUGGUCAUCAUCUCCCACUACAAGCGUUGGAGCGAUGAACAAGUCUCAUAACAAGAGACAGAUGGUGAAAGAGCAACAGAAACGCCGGAAAAGUGGUAGUCGCAAGGAACAUCACGGUAGUAGGGGUAAUAUUUUGACGAGUUACCACCAACAGGAACACGUCCAGCCGUUUGAGGACUUGGCGCUUUAUACAACAACUGCUUGCUCGUCCACGAUUACACCGGGGACGACCAGUGCUAGCGCCACAAAUCAUCAUGCACAUGCCGGACCAGGACCCCAGCAAGGUAAUGCGCCGGAAGAACAGCAACAGCACGGUGGACAAGUCAAACAAGGAAAGGAAGUAGAGAAACGGAAAUCAUCCAAAAGAGCCAGCGAGACAAGAAGUGACCGGAAGAACAGAAAGUCUACUUCUAAAGAUCAGUUGCAGCAGAACUGCACCGCAUCAGGCCACGCAUCGCGCUCCACGACGAGCUUCUGUCCCUCCUCUUCCGCAAGUUUGGGAGCUGCAAAGAACCUCGUAACCGCGGAGGAUGUUGCGGCGCUGCGUGACAAUAUGAUGAACAGUCCCUCCACCGCCACGCCAGGUCCGCGUGGGAACAAAAUUAACACCCUAAACGGACUAUCCUCCGCAAAAGCAUCAAUAUCGCGGCACUCGUAGUGAUUUUUGCAAUCAUGCAGCACUAAUCCGCCGGUUUUCUACCCGCGAAUCCACUUGUAAGCUUGAAGCGAUUUCGUAGGAAUUCGAUAAGCUCAGUUUUGUAGCAAAGGAAAACUUCGCGGAUCUAAAGAUCAUUAUAUAAACAGGGGGAUGCGCAUCCUAUAAACGCAUACACGAUCAAAAUUUUACAGUAUUCAGUUUCGGUUUCGUCCUUGAUCCUAAAUCGCGUAAAGCUAGGAAUUCUUUUUUCGUCGAGGACUUUUCCCGAAACACACUGUAAAUUCACCAUUCUAAAAAUACUGAAGACUCAGCGGAGUCACACCGCUCUUCUGUUCGUAUUCUCAACACACUAGCGCGCGCGUUGCUUCCAUAUUCAUAAGAGAGUUUUUUUCUGUCGACGCAAAGUCUUUCUUUGAGCUCUGGGUCUGUUUUUUCUUCCACUCGAAGCUUCUAUUUUUUUCUCUCGUUCAUCUGGCAGCGCACAAAAAUCAACAAACUCACUUCCUAGAAUCAAUUUGUAUAAGUUGUUUUUUUCCCAGCCGGGUCAGGCUUCAGAACUCAGGACUCAAGAUAACACUCGAGCCGGACGCAACCGGCAGCCGCGUUAUCAUCAAAGCAAGCACGAAGGUAUCUAAUAGAGUUUCUUUCUGGAAAGCCCAUGCAUGAAAUACAGAUCCAUGCUUCCAGAUUCGGACUCACUCUUUUCCGCAACUCUACCCAGGUAUGCCAACGGUAGCCGUGCAAACCGAGAGCACGGGCCCAGACCUGGAGGCUUCUAUGGCGGCGCUGUUCAAGCACAACGUCGUCAUGCAGAAGGAAAGCACGAAGCUAAUCAAGGAAGCCGAAGAGCUGCGCAAGCAGAAUCAGCUCCAGUGCGCCAAGUGCGGCUACAACAAACUGCAGUACACCAGGAUCCAAGUCGAGAAGCAGAUUCUGUGCAGCGCGGUCGCGGAAUGCGUUUCAACGGAGCCAGCAAAAGCGCUUCAGGCGUGCUUGCGAGAGCUGGGCCAGCGCCUCGGGAAAGCAGUCGACUACGCAAAAGCGGGCACUUCCGCUAGCGAAGCAGGUUGGGAACGACUGGAAGACAUCCAGUGCGCAAACAACCGAGCGCUGACGGGUCACGACAUUCGUGACAUCCAAUCCGACAUCCGGGACUUCCUCGAGGACUACCAGCGCUCCUACAACCACUUGCAGGAACUCAAGCGCUACCUCAUCAUGCUGAAAGUCCAGACGCACGGAAUGCUGAGCGAAACACUGGCGCUAGGCGGUAUUAUGCCGGAGCACAGAGCUCGGGUGAUCCGGAAGUACACCGAAGCUCUCCAUGACCACAAACUCGUCUUCGCCUUGUUGUUCGACUCCGACGAGGUCGAAGUGGACACACUGGACGAAGCAAUGAUCCAGUCCAUCAUCGAACUACAAAUCGCAAGGAAGCGGAUCCGGAACGGGGAAGACGUGAUCGAUGAAUACGGCCUUCCAACCCGUUUUCCGACGCAGCGCGAGCAGACAGUUUUGCGACCACAAGCAACGCUCGCUGUAACCGGUGGCCAAUACACGCCAACCGCCGGAUCGUGGUGGAUGAGGAACGAGAACCAUGACCACACACGAGAAAUUGAUGAUCUCGCGGGUCGCAUAUUGACCGCACUCAGAGCAGCCAGAGUGUAAAGCCCUUCACUUGUACAAUUUCAAUAAUUCUAAGCAUCAAUGUAAAUUUCUGAAGCAAUCCAACACACAAGUAACACCAGUAACAUGAAAUCUUGUGCAAUUUCUUGGUAUUCAACGGUAGUCCGAAAGCGCAAAGCUGAAUCCCACACCAAAAAUUCUUCGCUCGCCGCGGCUAAGCACCCAGCAGCUCUUGUUGCAGGCCGCGCGAGUGUUCUUUUCUCAUGCUGAAAUCAACCCACAACUCAGCUUCAGGAAAAAGAAAUCGCUCAGUCGCAUUCGUGCCUUCAGUCGUGUUUUUCCCGAAGGUAGGCCAGAUUUCGUCAUCGUGUUUUUUCUCAUAGUCGCGUUCAAGCAGCGACUCCAAUUUCGUGUUUUUUCCUUUUUAGAGCGAUAAGAGAGAGCUUUUUCUUGUUUUUUGGUCCGCGAGAGUCACUUCGUCAACCUUUUCGCUUCGAUUUGGCACGAAGUGCUUCACACUUUCCAGGACAGCUCUCUCAGUUUUAGUAAAAGUAAGUCAGUCCAGUUUUUCCCUCGCGUUACCACACAAUGGCAGCCGACAAGAAGUGCACUAUCUGCGACACCACGAAGGCCGACGCGCAGAUCAAGUUCUUCUGCAAGAACCACUCCGCGGCCACGUCGUGCAAAAACUCCGUGUGCAACGAGUGCGACAAAGAAAACGGAGAAUUGUGCAUUCGCAUGUUCGCCACGGUGAACCACUUGGACCCGGCUUACACGAUCUGCAACAAAUGCGACAUGAAGUUGCACACCGGUCGGAUCAAAAAAGUCGAGGCAACUCUGAAGGAAGCUGCUGGUGAUUCUACACUGGCGGCGAACGUGAUGGCUUCCGAGCCGUGGUGCUCGGGCUACGUCAAUCUCACCGACGCCGAGCGCUUAGAAGGACUCAAAAACUGCAAACGCCCGGCGGUAGUUCCUUUUUUUGCUUUCUUAAAAUUGUUCAUGCAUCAUGAGACCAGCAUGACACUCCGAAUUUUCAAACUCAAACUCCCAGUUCCGCGAAGUGGAAUCCAGCCGCUUGGACACCUCGGAAUUGAUCUUAGCGCACCAGUCGCAGCAGUCGACCACCGGUGGUGCCACCUCGGAAGCCUUGUUCAAGGAUAUCAAACGGCAGAAAAACGACCACUACCGUUUGAAGGUAGUGUUUUUCUUUGCUGUAAUCUUUCAGAUUUACACUCUCCACCACUCUCAUGUGUAAUGUCCGGCUUCAAUCCAACCACAGGAUCUUUUGUUGCCGGCGCACGGUGGAAGCAUUCCGAAGGCGAUCCGCCACUACGAAAAGUGCACUCUGCACUUCCCGGGCACUCCGUGCGCGCUGGUGGCGGCCCGCAACAUGUUCUUCUUGAAGUACAUUUUGGACACUUCGCAGAACAACGCCUCCAAGAAGGCGAUCCACGCUGACCCGCCGAUCAACUUGAACUACUCGGCGUGCGCGACCUUGAAGUCCUUCCACAAGAAGAUCAGUAUUUCUUGUUCCUUUCUUCUGCUUGAUGCGAUGCUCGCGAUACCCAUGCUUCGAGUUAUCUUCCCUUUAAUACUUUCAGAACUGCGCACGCGCAUGGAAGCGACGAAGCAGGCGCUGUUCACGUCGUACUUUUUGCCGGAGUUCGUGUACUCCUGCUGCGCCAACCUGUCGAGCCCGUCGGUGUUGGCUUCCAUGCUGAACACCUUACCGCCCGCGACUAACCCGAUCGCGGCAAGCGCGCCGGCGCCGAAGCGCACCCCGAGGCCGCAGCACACCCCGACCGUGCCGAACACUCCGCAUAAACGGCAGGGGAACGAUCAGUACAACUCUCCCAGCACCCAGUACUUGCGUGCGGGGGACUCCAGCCAAAUGCUGCCGCCGGCCACACCGCCGCAGUACCACCGCACCGGCAAGCCCCAGGGCAUCCCAAUGUCGCCGGCGCCGACGGUCCCCUCGACCCCGUAUAAGGGCGGACCGGCCGAUCAGUCCCAGCUCGCCGAGAUCCAGCGUAUCCUCUCCGGGGCGAAUCGCGAUUCGCAAUCGGCCGCUGCGGCUUUCUCCUCCGCAAAAUCGGCGCACCAGGGCGCGACCUACGAGUUCUUCACGAAGAACGGUUACUGUCGCAACUGCUUCUUACUGGGCAAGGGUCUCGGGCAGUUUCACGGACCGUCCUACGCGGAGUGCGAGCAGCAGGGCAGCCGUUGCCUCAUCCAGUGCACGUGGUGCAACGAAGGGCAGCACUGGUUGAACCAGUGCCCGCGGAAGAACGCCGGUCAGCCGUCCGCAAAGGGCAGCAGGGGCAAGGGCCGCUAAAUGAUGAUCGCAAUUUCUAGCAACAAGCACUCGCGCCAAGUUUUUUCGCUCGUUUCUUUCGGUACAUUUCGAAAUCAUUUUCAUCUUCAGUAUCCAGCGGUAGGUGUCAGUCACUCAAGCCUGUGCAUCGCAUUCACUAAGUUAAGUUUCACAGGAUUCAAUCAAUAUUCAAGUAAAAUUAACUUCAAAUUUACGAAUUUCAGUUAAAAAAAUUUAUUUUGUGCCGCUCAGCAGCAGAUUAAGGAGCAGUAAAGUAUAAGUAAGUAGUCCUAGUUAUCAGAGUUCCCAUCUUCGCCACCUCAUGACACGCAAAAGAGACAAACACAAGUUUCAAACAUGGCAUCGGGGAAAGUGAAGACAAGAAGUCAGUAUUAGCGAUUCAGUCACGGACUCGCACCGAAACAGAAUCGCUCAACAUAGAGUGAGUCAAUGAAUCAACUCCAUUCGUUUAGCAACUAAAAUUUCGGUGUUUUGUGAUUUUUUCUCGCGCAGAGGCGCGCUCGACGGUUGGGGAAGGCGCUCUGCCCAUCAUGAGUUACUCGUCGCUCAUGCUCCAGCAUGUGAUGAAGCGGGCGCUUGGCGACGAACUGGCCGAAGAGCGUGGCAUCAAGCUCCGCAAGGACUCCGAGGAUCAAGCCAAGUUCUUCGCACAAAGGGCGUUCAACUUGCAGCAAGCGAACGCGAACGCACCCGCGGGAGAGCAUGGCGACGCUCUCUUCGACGAUUUCGAGGCUUUAGGCGCGGAAACUGCAAUCCAGUCCGUACCGCAGGACCAGCUUGCGGCACCUCCGCAACAACAGGCUUCUUCCAGUUCUGCCUCGUCUUCUUCCGCACCAGCGAUGAGCUCGCUAAUCCAAGGUCAGGCAACGAGCAGCAGUUCUCAGAUAAGUCAACUCGAACCACUCCCCAACAUUUACAACAACUUCAUCGAGGACCCACCAAGCUCUCCGGAGUUCAUGUCUGUGCCAGACCUUCAGGCACAGGUCCAAGCAAUCAACGGCGGCACUUCAACAACUUGGCUUCCGGCUUCAACCGGAGCGGGCUUUGUACACCAGCAACCCGCUCAAUCAUCCUCGAGCGGAAGCAGCACACAACCCGCGUCUUCCAUUGCUACGGCACAGCACAAAUACAAGCCGUUCGUCUCUUCGAAGCAAUUAGAUCUCAAAAUCUUCCCGGAAAGACUUUCCGUGUUCCAGGAGUUCCCGCUUGACGAAAUGCGGCGAAGAGCGCUCGUGGCUGCAGCUACGCGAUUCGCGGAAAGCAGCAUAAGAGAGUCAACCUGUAACACCUAUUCCGGCGUGUUGAGCUCGGUGGUGCCACGGAUUUGCGAAGUGUUAAAUUUCCAGCUUUGGCCAAUCACUUCGGCAUCCGAAGCAGAACUGUUCUUCACGGCUUUCGCAACUUCAAAAAAAGCACAUGCGAACCACGUGAACAAAACGUCGGGCAAAGUGAAUUGGAGCAGCUUUCGCAGCAUCAGCUCCGCCAUUUCGGCCUACAACAGCUGCAGGACCAACGUGAACAAUUUCUCUAUGAGGAACAAGGACCGGUCUUUCCAGCGGAUUUGGGAAGGUUUCAAAAGGAGCGCCGCUCACCCGGUAGCAGCGGACGCGAAGUUCGCUCCUUCAGAACACCACUUGGAGCGCAUUCUGAAGUCGGCAAAGGACGAUUUUGUUUCCAUCUGCUGCCCCAACGACAUAGCAGCAGCGCAUCCCACCUGGACCAAGUCUGCAUUCGAGGACAAGCAGGCCUUGCAGGUGGCCAUCAUGUUCCAGUACGCGGUUAUUGCGAACGUCGGGUUUUACGGAGUGCGGCGCGCAGCCGAGUUGAUUGCCUUCUCUUCCGAUGAUGUGGAAGUAAAAAGGCUGACGGCGGACCAGCAUGCAGAUCGACCGCGGUUUAUCAAGUUAACGGUCAAAGAAGCGAAAAACGACGUCUACGCAAAGGGCGACUUUUGCAUCAUUCCGGCAAAGGUCGCAAACUACCUGCUGACGUGGAUGAAAUACGCGCACGCCUUCAUCCUGCACCACUUCAAAGCAAGAUACUUGGCCGGGGCGUGCUCGCUGUUUUUCACGAUCGGAACAACGAGAAUCAAGACACGCGGUUGCCCUCUGUCGAAAGACGCACUCCGCAAAGGGAUCAGGAACGCACUCACCGCGUUCGCACAAGUAACAAAGCCGAUCUCGCUCCGCAGAGGCGGGGCGCAGUAUUACGCGCAGAUAGAUCGCCACACGGCAUGGGCCCAGGGCGGUUGGCGAAGUAUGAGGAUGCUUGACGAAGUCUACGCUCCGAAAGAAGACUCCAAGCUUGCCGCGGAGAUUCACGAGUGCUCCAGGGUGGGCGAACUCGAAAAGCAGCAAACCGCCAUCAUCAAGGCGAUGGAGGAUUGCCUCGCUAUUCAGGACGCAGAAGGCAUGACCAAGCACCUAAAUGACUUCAACCCGAAUUUUAUCGGCUCAGAAAAAAUCAAAAUCCACGCUCCAAAGAUUUUCAAAAGACUCAUGUUGAAAAAUUUACACAAGACGCACUUCAAGAAGCUGUAUUUGAUAUUCUUUCCGGACAUGGAAUUCCCAGAAGGCACCAGCCAGCUGGCUGCCACCGCGAGCUAAGUCUUCUCGUUCCUUUGCAUAAGUCUCUCGUUGAGAACUUGAGCUUCUGUGCUUUCGUGUACCAGCUUUCAGUGCUUGAGCUUUGGGCUUCAAAAAAAAUUCAAAAGACAUAAGACAGCCAGGCAACAGACACACAGCCGAUUGACCCAUUCUCGCCUAGUGUUCUGCUGUGGCGUCCUCGAGUUCGUCAGUAGUCGCCUCAUCGUUUUUUUUUCUCAAAGUUCGUGAACCAUUCGUGCGCUCAUCGCAUUGUCGGCAUGAAUUCCUCAUGGUUUUUUUCAGUUUUUUGUUUUGCGACUCCUGCGGGUAGUUCUUCCUGUCCUUUUAUCAGCGCACUUCUGCUCUCUCAUUAUCGCCUAGUACGCAGCAUCAUCGGAGAGAUUGCAUUCGUUUCUAUCGUCGCGUCUUCGCUUUGACACUCUCGCUCCUUCCAUCGCAGUCUUUGUUUUUCACCUGCACUUGUGGCAGGCGCGGUAGAAUAAUGAUAAUUUCGGAACGCACAGAUGAGGAAGAACAAAUGGGAACUCAGCCCACCUCAGAGUGGUCAGUCGAGGACUACAAGGCUCUGGGCAUCCCGACCAACGACGUGGAAGUCCGCGAGUUCAUUCGCAGCCAGGAGGGCCCGCAGGACGAAUGGCGCGAGCAAGAGGACGACUUAGCCUUCGACGGUCUCUCCCUGUCGGCUAGACAGUGUUGUCGUUAUGGCGCUCAUCCCGACUUCAUGACGCGCUGGUUUGGUGGUUUGAAGUUCAAGUGGCUCGCAGACUCUUUCACUCCGAACCGUACCGAAAAUUAUCCCGGCGCAAGCGCAUACGAGGAUAUUUUCACGAAGGAAGUCUACCGGUUUGUGGAAAGCAAGAAAGUGUUGCUGUACGACAACAACGGUCCGCCCGAUCUGGUUAUAGCACCGGGCUCCAUCAUCCCGCAGAAAGGGAAAUUCCGGUUAAUAACGGACUGGCCAAACUCAGAAGUAGGAGUCAGUUCCAGCAUAUUCGCCACCGCUGUGAACUACAGCAACUGGUGGCAACUUCUCGAGUUGAUUGGCCCCGGUUCAAUCGGCUUCGGCUGGGAUCUACAAGACUGCUACCGUAUUCAAAGUUUUUGUUUGUGAUAAGUUCGCUUCAUUUCUAGACAAAUCGCGCUGACUUGGAUUUCUAACUUCAUCUCAAAAAACAGCCCACUGGAUGAUCCACCCGAGCUUCAGGCGACUGCUCGGGCUGUCCAUUCCGCAAACAAGCAGAACGGCGGUGCACUGUUUCUUGCCUUUCGGCCUCAAUUGCGCCCCCGGAGACAACGACGAAUCAGUGAAGCGCCUGAUUUCCAUGGCGCACAGUGCGGGUGUAGAUGCGAAGAUCCUGGACUUUGUGGACGACCUCAGAGGAAUCGUUCCGCGCCCACUUUCGCACCGGAUGGACAUCGCACAGCGCGAAUUUAACAAGGUGUUUUUCAUCCUUUCGACGUUAGGGUGUAGAUUGCACACCAAAGCGGGGAAACUCAUUCCUCCUUCCACCUUCUUCCCGUGGUUGGGGUUCAAUUGCGACACGGUCGACAUGUCGUUCGGGGUGGAGGAUGACAGGCUGGAGGACUGCCUCAAAGCAGUCCAGGAAUUCAGAACCGAGAUAGCAAGUGACCCAGGUUCCGCCACUACAGCAAGGAGGGCGGCGAAGGUCGUCGGGAAGCUCACCUCCAUAUCGCUCGCAAUCGACGGACCGUUGCGCAACUUGCAAAACAGUUUAAACGCGAGCGGUUGUUACGCCCUGUGGCAGUCCAGCAAAACCCACAAUCCGAAGGUGGUGAUUUGCAGCGAAGGAAAAGCCGACUUGGUGUGGUGGAGCGACACCCUCAUCGCCAAACCAAGGGCGAGAAUCCACUUCAACGGUUUGAGGAGUUUCUUGUGGCGCGAGGACGUGCUAGCAUUCGGAGCCAACUUCUUCAGAAGCCUCGACCCCAACUCGUUCACAGCGUUCUCAGGGGAUGCAGCCACGUCAGCGGGUUGGGGCGGGAAGUUCGGGCAGCAAAGUUUUGCCGACAGAUUCCCGGUUUGGCUACAAGGGCAGUCGAUAAACGUUUUGGAAUAUGCAACGCCACUCCUCAUACUGCUACGAGUGGAAGCUGCGGACGCAAGCAAACUGUCGGGGAAAAUUCUCCUUUACUACACUGACAACCCCGCUUGCAAAAGAGGAGUAAACCGCGGCAACUACUCCACCCCAAUCUUCUGCAGGAUCACGAGGGAGCUGAAGUCGCUGCUGGUCCGGAACAGGGCGGAACUAGUAGCAGCAAAAGUUUACGGCUCGCAGAACAUUGAAGCCGAUUUGCUGUCGCGCUUUGACGACAACAUCAAAUCGAUCACGGACAACAGCCCGGAGAAGUUUCGGACGAGCAGAGCCUGGAACCACAUUUGCAAGACGCUCCCGGGUCUGGCAAUCGAGGCGUUCAGCUCCGCGGAUGCAUCAAGCACCUCCAGAAGACUGAGCCGAUACUUCACGGCAAACAGUCCGCCGCUCUUCAGCUUCGAAGAAAUUUGCGAAGUACGAAGCUGGUGGCUUCCACCGGCCGACCUGCUCUACGCAACAUUGAAGUUUCUGAACAAAGCGUUGCAGCCAAUCCCGGCGGCCAGCAGACCGAGGAUAGCAAUCUUAGUCCCAAAAAUCAACAACAAAUUCGCAAGUUUGCUCGGGCCGUUCGGGAAGCCAGUCAUCAAAUUCAAGAGAGGCAAAGACCUCUUCCGUUUGGAAGGAGUAAGCCACAACAUCUCGGCCGAUGACGACUAUCGGGUCUACUCUUCCGUGCCAUUGCACGAGUGGAUCAAGAGCGACGCAGUCAUCAACGUCCCCAGUGCCCAAGUGGAAAAGUUGCUGAAGAGCGCGGCGUUCAUGAGAACUAUCGGCGACACCAGCAAAGUGGACUUCUCGCCGAUUGAGUACUCGACGGCGGAUUGGAUAAUCCACAUUUGCUGCGUAAAACCAAUUCGUCCUCUGGGGAUCGCAAGAGCGAUAUUCGCAGUCCACAAGCACGCGAAUACUUACGACAAACCAGAAUCUGCCAAACCCUUCGGCAGCUACGAAAUUCUGAACAAAGUCGUGAACAUUUACGCCAUGAAGCUGCCGGGUAUCGGCGACGGCGACGGUCGGCGACGGUCGGUGAUGCAGCCGCGUCCCGCCUUCAAAUCUUCGACUCGUGUAUGAUGGAUUUGGCAUCAAAAGCGGUGUCGUUGGGUAUCUCGUCGGUCUCCAUUCCGCUCAGGAUCGGAUGCGGGUCGUGUGGAGGCAGAGUCGCUGACUAUGCUUUAGUCAUCGAGCGAUUCAUCGCGAAUUGUGAAAGAAACAACAUCAGUGUGCGACUACAUGACAUUCCGACAAAACUCUAAAUUUGUAAACCAUUUGUUUCAAAGUCUAGUCUUGUGCAGUCUUUCGCUGGUUUCGCAACAUAGUCUCUCUAUUGUGCUUUUGAUUGAUAGCACGACCCUAUACAAUUUGCACACAUGCAUCAGAUCCUUCGCGGAGUUACUCAUACUUAUCCUGCUAUCAUGCCUUGCCACAAACUCAGCGGUCUUCGUCUGUUCGCGUUUCGAUCACAGAAACAAGAGAUCACAUACAGGCAGAGAUCCUCUCGUUCUCGCUGGGUGUCCGUCGACACGGAUACGUGCAGGGCAGGAGCAAAAUAAGAUCCUACGAAGUUGACGAGCGAAAAAUUGUAAGCUUGAAGCGAUUUCGUAGGAAUUCGAUAAGCUCAGUUUUGUAGCAAAGGAAAACUUCGCGGAUCUAAAGAUCAUUAUAUAAACAGGGGGAUGCGCAUCCUAUAAACGCAUACACGAUCAAAAUUUUACAGUAUUCAGCUUCGGUUUCGUCCUUGAUCCUAAAUCGCGUAAAGCUAGGAAUUCUUUUUUCGUCCCUCCCUCCACUCCCUCGGAGAUUCCUUUCCUACCUCGAAUUUCAAAUAUUUCAUAAGCGAAGCUUUCCUAUUUAUAUUCCUCACGUAAUCCCAGUUCGACGGUCACCCAUUUCUGCGAGAGGGGGUUUUUGCCACAAACUCAGCGGUCUUCGUCUGUUCGCGUUUGUUUCGAUCACAGAAACAAGAGAUCACAUACAGGCAGAGAUCCUCUCGUUCUCGCUGGGUGUCCGUCGACACGGAUACGUGCAGGGCAGGAGCAAAAUAAGAUCCUACGAAGUUGACGAGCGAAAAAUUUCAACAUGACAAAAUUUUCCAUUUCUCAUGCUAAAAGAAAUGAACUCGUCAUGCGAUUUCUGCAUACACCAAGACCAACUGCGAUCCAUCUUUUGCAAUGCAUACGAACCACCACCAACUCAUCCUCCUCGGUGA
This is a messenger RNA of Amoebophrya sp. A120, 12902 nucleotides long. The record is from the annotation of a GenBank genome assembly. Lineage: Eukaryota; Dinophyceae; Syndiniales; Amoebophryaceae.